GGUCUUUGAGGCUCCCUUUGCUUCUUCCUCUCUCCCAGGACCCUGCAGCUUGUUUUGGCUCCUUGACUCUUCAGGAAGGAUGAAAGAGAUGGAUCCUGCAAAGCUAGCGGGGAUGGAAGGGGGAAGAUGGACGGUUGACCUGGUCAGGUUGUCUCCUGCGUCCCUCCUCACAACCUCUGAGCGUUUCUCUCUAGGGCUCUCAGAGAGAUCUGGUGAGUUCCAGGGGAGGGGAGAUGGGGACAUGGAGGGAUGGAGCCAGAGAGGUAUUGGGGCUUGCUCAGCCUGGGGGUGGGGGGAGGCAGGCAGGCGGAGAUUGAGAAGGUGAGCACCUUUUUGGGCUCCACCACCUGCCUGCCUGCGCCUUUGUCGUCUGCAGGGAAUUUCAGCUAGAAAUACAUCACAGCUCCCCGGCCACCACGAUGCAUUGGCAGCUCAAAAGGUCUAAUACCAGUGCUGUGAUCUGAAUACCCUACCAAUGUCAAAAAACUUACCGCUCUAUCACACAGCAGUAGAAGCAACGACUCUUUAAAGUAAUGUGAUGCUGCUUUGCAGUUUGAAUGCAGAUGGGGCCUAUGCUUUGUGUCGCCCUUUUCUUUUCUUUUUGGAAUAACUUUUUAUUUCCUUUUAAAAACAAGGAACAUAUGAAUAAUAAAGGACACAAACAUGUAGACCAGGUCGUCUCAUGCCAUUUGUAUAUCUCAAAACUAGCAGAAUAAAUUUGCAGGAAUGGCUAUAACAUAUGGUUCAUCAUUAAUGGUCAGUGUAUGAGUUCUGGGUUCAUGAAUUGGUUUAAACUGGAAAACAAAAACGGGAAGCAGGAGAGAACAGAGAGCAUUCAACAUCACAUAGCUGGUUGUCUAUUCAGGAGCUCUUCGUGGUUGUUGUACUUAGAUUAAGAUUAAGGAGAGCCAGUGUGGCGCAGUGGUUAAGAGCGGUGGACUCGUAAUCUGGUGAACCGGGUUCGCAUGUUCACUCCUCCACAUGCAGCUGCUAUUAAUGUUAGUUUCUGAGGUAAAACAUGUCAUUUUACAACUGUGCACCUGUCCUUCUGGAUUAUUCGUGGUUUUCUGGAUUUUGUGGGACCCAAACCCAUUUUCUGUGGUAUUUAUAUGUGUGGAGGUUGUCCCGGGUUGUUUGACCCUUGAAAAACAAAGUUUUUUUUUCUUCUAGAAAAGACACCACAAGAUUCUCUGUUUAGAGUUUAAACGGAACACAUUACAUUACUUGAUAUACUAAAAGACGUUUGCAUGUGCUUGUAUCUAAUAUAUCUAUAUCUAUUAUGUAUUGAUUUUGAUUAUUUCUACAUUUAUUCCAUUUUUUAUUCAAGACAAUAAGCUCAAAAAACCAAAAUAAUUCAACAUCAAAUAAUUCUGCUACAUGAGGUAUGAAGAGGGAAUUACAAGUGCUUCUAUCUAUAUGAGACGUUACAUAGCAGCAUAAAACAGGCAGCAGGUGCUCUCACAGAAAACCUCUCUCUCACUCGACAGUUGAGAACAGACCUAACUGAAAAAACGGCCUUCUGGAGUGACAGUCACCCUUUCCAUAGCAACUUGGAGGCAACAUUCACACACAGAGUUGUUAGGGAAGUUGAGGUAAUUUCUGUCAGGUUUGGGUUUCUGUUUUCGCCUCUGCCCGUUUUUUAAAGAGAAGACCAAUGUUAGAGUUGGAGUUGAUUUCAUGAUUGUGGCAACAAAAAUCCGUCCUAGAAAACAGCCAGACUUUCUGAACCUCUGCUUCUCAAAAAUACUCUGUGAAUGCUGGUCGACAAAGACCAUGACCUCUGUAGGAAGACCUCACAUCUUCUGUUCCUCCUCUUUGACAAAUUUUCAUUAGCAUUGUUCAAUAAUUGGGGGGUCCAUUUCUUCCUGAGGAUCUAAUUAGUUUCUGUCUUUGUUGUAGGUGGUGAUGAAUUGGAAAUGAAGAAUGGGGGAGAUCAUGACAAAGUCCACACAGUGGAGAAGCCAAAUCAAAAUUGGGAGUAUGGAGAGAGCUCCGGUCAGAGUUCCCGUUCCCACCAAAGAACUCACAGUGGGAAGAAAGGCUAUCAGUGCUCAGAAUGUGGGAAGAGCUUCAUUCGGAAGGACAAUCUCACUUUGCAUCAAAGAAUUCAUACUGGAGAGAAACCCCAUCAGUGCUUGGAAUGUGGAAAGAGGUUUCGUCAGAGUGGGGCUCUCACUUCCCACAAAAGAAUUCAUACUGGAGAGAAACCCUAUCAGUGCUUGGAAUGUGGAAAGAGCUUCAGUCACAGCAACAGUCUCACUUCCCACCAAAGAAUUCAUACAGGGGAGAAACCCUAUCAGUGCUCAGAAUGUGGGAAGAGCUUCAGUCGGAAGGACAAACUCACUUUGCAUCAAAUAAUUCAUACUGGAGAGAAACCCUAUCAGUGCUUGGAAUGUGGAAAGAGCUUUUGUCAGAGUGGGGUUCUCACUUCCCACAAAAGAAUUCAUACUGGAGAGAAACCCUAUCAGUGCUUGGAAUGUGGAAAGAGCUUCAGUCACAGCCACAGUCUCACUUCCCACCAAAGAAUUCAUACAGGGGAGAAACCCUAUCAGUGCUUGGAAUGUGGAAAUAGCUUCAGUCAGAGGAGCAGUCUCGCUUCCCAUCAAAGAAUUCAUACAGGGGUGAAACCCCAUCAGUGCUUGGAAUGUGGAAAUAGCUUCAGUCAGAGCAGCAGUCUCACUUCCCAUCAAAUAAUUCAUACAGGGGUGAAACCCUACCAGUGCUUAGAAUGUGGAAAAAACUUCACUCAGAGCAGCAGUCUCGCUUCCCAUCAAAGAAUUCAUACAGGGGUGAAAUCCUAUCAGUGCUUAGAAUGUGGAAAGAGCUUCAGUCACAGACAGAGUCUCACUUCCCAUCAAAUAAUUCAUACAGGGGUGAAACCCUAUCAGUGCUUGGAAUGUGGAAAGAACUUCAGUCACAGCCACAAUCUCGCUUCCCAUCAAAGAAUCCAUACAGGGGAGAAACCAUAUCAGUGCUUGGAAUGUGGAAAGAAUUUUCGUCUGAGUGGGGAUCUCACUUCCCAUCAAAAAAUUCAUACAGGGGAGAAACCCUAUCAGUGCUUGGAAUGUGGAAAGCGCUUCAGUCACAGCAGCAGUCUCACUUUCCAUCACAGAAUUCAUACAGGGGAGAAACCCUAUCAGUGCUUGGAAUGUGGAAAGAGCUUCAGUAGGAGCACCCAUCUCACUUCCCAUGAAAGAAUUCAUACAGGGGAGAAACCAUAUCAGUGCUUGGAAUGUGGGAAGAGCUUCAGAAAGAGGGCAAGUCUCAACCGCCAUCAAAGAACUCAUACAGUGGUACCUUAG
Molecule: messenger RNA, 3302 nt
Organism: Podarcis lilfordi (Lilford's wall lizard)
Lineage: Eukaryota; Metazoa; Chordata; Lepidosauria; Squamata; Lacertidae
Source: the annotation of a GenBank genome assembly